Messenger RNA from Pyrgilauda ruficollis (rufous-necked snowfinch), 1738 nucleotides. It is a transcript of the gene USB1, whose product is annotated as U6 snRNA biogenesis phosphodiesterase 1. Lineage: Eukaryota; Metazoa; Chordata; Aves; Passeriformes; Passeridae. The transcript is spliced from 7 exons. Gene Ontology annotation, biological process: U6 snRNA 3'-end processing. Bases 7 to 795 code for a protein of 262 amino acids. The record is from RefSeq and is a predicted model, not a curated record. Gene Ontology annotation, molecular function: 3'-5'-RNA exonuclease activity. Gene Ontology annotation, cellular component: nucleus.
GCGGCCAUGAGCGCCGCGCUGGUGGGGUACAGCAGCUCCGAGGAGGAGCAGGAGCAGGAGGAGGAAGGGGGGAGCCGGGGCCGCGGAGCGCAGGGGCCCCCUGGGACCAGCGCCGGCCGCCCCCGCCUGCCCGCGCCCGCCGGCCUGCCGGGAGACCCGGACCCGGAGGAGGCCGUGAGCGAUGACAGCUCCCGGCACGGCGGCCGCGUGCGCGGCUUCCCCCACGAGCGGGGCAACUGGGCCACGCACGUCUACCUGCCCUACAUUGCCCAGGAGGAAUUCCUGGAGCUGCUGGAGCUGCUGGUGUCCCGCGCCCGCACCUACGUCCCGUCGCUGGCUGCCAUGGAGGAGUUCCACCUGAGCCUCUCGCAGUGCGUGGUGCUGCGCUACCACUGGAUUGAGCCCUUCGUUCGCUCGCUCAGGGAGCGCCUGGCCGCCUUCCACAGGUUCUUUUGCGUGGCUGACCAAGUGAAGGUUUACACCAACCAGAACAAAACCAGGACCUUUAUUGGCUUGGAGGUCUCUGCUGGGCAUUUCCAGCUGCUGGAGCUGGUCUCGGAGGUGGAUGGCGUUCUAGAGGAAUUUGACCUUCCCACAUUCUACAAGAACCCAUCGUUCCACAUCAGCUUGGCCUGGUGCGUCGGGGACCUGUCUGGCAGGCUGGAAGGGCAGUGUCUGCGGGAGCUCCAGGACAUUGUGGAUGGGUUUGAGGAGUCAGCAUUCCUGCUGCGUAUCCAAUGGGAGCAAAUCCGCUGCAAGUCAGGGAACAAGUACUUCUCCUUCCCCUUGAGGUAGGGGCGGGUGGGGCUGUGCCUUUUGGAGCCUGGAAGAGCCUGACACCAGAACAAGGACCGUGGUCUGGCACAGCUCUGCGUGGCGUGGGCUGUCACGCACCUCUGCGCUCUUCUUGCCUGCUCAGCGUCUCUGCGGUGUUUGUGGCCUCAAGUCGGGCCACUUCCAGUUUGAGCUGCUGGCUGAAGAAAAGUGUGUUUGUAGCAGAUUUCAUCCUCGCUGCUGGAUGUGCUGCCGUCAGCACUGGCGGUUCCAGAGAUCCCACGGUCGCUAAUUUCACUGACUUUUUUUAAAAAAGAAAAAAAAAAUCUUCAAAAGCCAUAGAUGCCUUAUGGGAAGGAGGAAGAAGGUAGCGUGGGAAGCUGCUACUAAAGGGAGAGUGUCUCACACAGUGGGAAGUAGCACUGCCAGAUUGUUGGGAGGCUCUGGGCAUGUUUUGAGUAGCAAGAGGGAAGAACAUGGAGCUGGAUCCUCUUCCCUGAGUGUUUUCCUACUGUAAGCCAGCUUGGACAAGCUCCUGAGUCAUGUUGUGUCCCUCUCCCACUGCUGCUGCUGCCUCUGCAGAGACAUUUGAGAGUCUGAUCCUUUUGCCAAAGGACAAGAGCUUGCUGCCAGGUGUGGGUGAGCCCUGGAACGGACAGUGUCAGUGUUUGCCUAGGCUGGGAGGGCAGUGCCCACAGGUGAGUCAAGGGGUGGCGGCUCCUGCCCAGGCUCCACACUUUUUCCCCGUGUGAUCAGCACCCCAGGUGGAUGAUGAUCCAGGGGAUUGCAGGCUGGACACUGUCCCUUGGGAGAAACUCCUUUUUAAUCCUUUUGUCCUUGUGGCUGGUCAGCUGCAACUUCUCAGGUAGUUGGAACAGGAUGCUGAUGUGAUGCCCUGAGUCUUUUAUUCCAUGUCUGUCCAGGACUUCUGAGCAGUAAAAAUCCGUUUCCUUGUGUCAUAAAA